GUCGGGGCCUACAGCGAGGUCACGCCGAAGAAACCCGAAAAGAGCGAGCCGUUCAAGUCUUUCUUCAUCUUCGGCGCGCUGACGGGCCCCUUGAUGCACUUUGAAGUGGCUGAGCUGCGUGGGAUCUCGGGCGGAUUCGGAUAUAAUUCUGUCGUGAAUCUACCGAAAGUCGACGCCGUCACAACGUUCCCCUUCCUCACAAUCUCCAACGACAGCGGGCAUAACACGGGCGACCCCAUGCAGAUGCUGGGUACCUUCACGGACGGCCAGACCAUCGUACCCCAGACGGACGCGCUCUGGUUUGCGGCAGGACUGAAACUGCGCGCCUUUGAACUAGUCGAUAUUACAGCCGUCGUGUCUCUCCAGCUCUCCCAGGGGGACCCGGUGCUCUCGAUCCUGGCUGAUGCGACAGCGGUCAUCCCCCAGUCCGCUCCAUCGGUCGAUAAAGCCUUUGCCUUCCUAGAUUUCGGCUUAAUUGCCACGCUCGAUCUCUCCCAUGGCACCUUGAUCAUCCAGGGCCAACUCAGCCCUCAGUCCUUCCUGCUCAGCUCCAAAUGUCAUCCAACAGGCGGCUUCGCAUUGGGCGUCUGGUCUCCUGCUUCCGGCCACAGCGGGGAUCUAUGCUUCUCCGUGGGCGGGUUCCAUCCGGCAUUCACACGGCCGGCGCAUUACCCAACGGCCCCGGCACGUCUAGGUAUUUCCUGGGCAUACGACGCCCAUAUAUCCAUCUGCGGAGGGGCUUAUUAUGCCAUCACGCCCGCAGCGAUCAUGGCAGGUGCGUCGAUUCAAGUUCUCUUCGCCAUGGACAAGCUCGAAGCCCACUUUGAGGCCCAUGCCGACUUUCUCCUCGAGUUCGAGCCGCUGCACUACGAGGCCUCUAUAGGCAUCCUGGCCGGCGUCUCUUACACAUUGGGCCGGGGCUGGCUGUCCAAGAAAUUUAGUCUGAGUCUCUCGGCUGAUCUCGACCUUCAUGGACCUCCCAUGGCGGGAACCGCCUCGUUCUCGUGCCAUGUGGUCACCUUCCAUGUCUCGUUUGGCAAUUCACAUCCUGAAGCCAACCCGAUCACGCUACAAGAAUUCUGGGAUCUGCUGUCCAAGGGCUCCAAGGAGUCAGACAACAACCACGUCAUGGCUGUGGACAGUGGACUCAUCCCGCAGAACAGCAAUCCUACUAACAGCAAGCCCGGUUCCCUGGUCCGCAGUGCCGACCUCUGCUUGAGCAUACAAAGUCGUACCCCGAUCUCAACAGCA
Molecule: messenger RNA, 1251 nt
Organism: Aspergillus ochraceoroseus IBT 24754
Lineage: Eukaryota; Fungi; Ascomycota; Eurotiomycetes; Eurotiales; Aspergillaceae
Exons: 1
Source: RefSeq, a predicted model, not a curated record